CAUUUUGUCCACCACACUUUUAACGUGCGUGAAUGCACAAAGGUCUGAAGAUGGACGUCUUCCUUCCACAUCGCUAACGUGCAAUGAAGCGGCUCGUUUCCUCUCCGGCACGUUGAGGUAUGUCGACUGAGGCCUCAGCUUGACGAGACGUCAGAAGCUGUGAUGAUUCCAUGUGCGAAUCCCUCCCCGUCUCCCCCGCGCCUCGGGCCAGAUCCAGAUAAAGUUCCGGAGAGAGGACACUUUUGGGAACUCGUCAGGCUUUUCCUGCAGACAGAGUGGGAGUAACUAGCGGAUGUUGAACACUUCCCAGCGAGAAAAAACACCACCCAAAUUUUUUUUUAUUUCGGAGUCACCUGCCAGAUCGUCUUGUGUCUUCGCACCUCUCCCUCCCUCUCUGCAUUUUUCACAGGCAGAGGCGUCCAUGGACCCUCUGGCUUCCCCCCCAGUGACUUGGAAAGCUGGGAGAACUUUGUGAACUCUCCCGGCAUCUGAGCGGAGAGGAAAAGACGGGGAGGUGGGUGGGGGGAGUGUUGGAUGGAACGCGGCGUGGCGAGAGACCGAAGCAGCAGCAGCAUCGGCGGAAGGCUCCGGCAGAACCCUUCACUGGAGAUUAUCCACCCCACCCCCCCACCCCUCCUCCGCCUGGGUGGUGUCAUGAGAGGUCAACAACGCCCCGGCGUCCUCUUCCCCGUGGCUCUGCUGGGACUCCUGGUCGCUCUGGCCGACCUCGGCCGGGGCUCGGCCAGCGAGGACGAGGACUACUACAUGCAGGAGCUGCUGACCAGGGAACAGUACGCCCGGGUCCAGAUGCCCGAGAAGCCCGGGGCCUCCGUGGCGGACGUGCGUGAGCAACCCAGACAAUAUCCUGGCAAGAAGACGGCCAAGGGGAAGGCAGGUAAACACCGUCAGCCCCAUGGCAACAAAAGGAUGUUUGGUGUGGGUUUUAGAGCUUUGGUUAGUGCUGGGGAGCAGUCACUGUACUGGCUGGCCAUCCAGCAGGUUCCGGCCGACCCGGUGGAGGAGCAGUACCUGGAGCUGAGCCGCACACGCUACUACAACGCCAACGGCGAGCUAGUGGAGGAGGAGGAGUGCUCGUGCACGUACUACGAGUGUCACUACCCGCCGUGUUCGCUCAUCGAGAGGCGGCUUCGCGAGUUCAAUAUCUGCGGACGCUGCCAAGUGGCCCGCUACUGCGGCUCCCAGUGCCAGCAGAGGGACUGGCCCGCCCACAAGAAGCAGUGUCGAGAGCGCAAGCGGGCGCUGGCGUUGGAGUCGGAGCCCGAGCGGUGAUCUUAUCGUUGCCUCGGAAGGGAAGGGACGGUGGCGGGGUGGGACCCGGUGGGUGGAAAUGGGGUCUUGAUAAGCGGGUUGUGCGUAAGAGACAACCACAAGCGACAUUGUGCUUGCCUGACGAAUGGGAUGCAGAAUGAAACGGAGGGUGCACUAAGAUGGACACCUGCCACUUCCCAGAACAGUCAAUUCUUCAUGGCUUGCUUCUCACGUGGACGACAGGAACGUUUAGUUUUUUUUCUCGGGGAGGCAUUCUCGAGCUCAACCUGCUGCUGCUAAUCGUUCCGAGAGGUAUCGACUUGUCUUGCCGACCAACCGGAAUAUAGCUUCUUUUGGACCGCACGGACAUCCUCACCCGGUUCCGUUGAGGAGGCUUCCUCUGCUAAACGGGUCGAACCCCUCGGGGGCGCUGCAACGGGACCAUGUCACUGUAUUUCCAGUGGGGCACGCGGCCGCCCUCCUCACACAACCUUUUUUGUCUGCUGUUGCCGCCACCACCCCAUCAGAAUGGAUGACACUAACAGUAUUGUGCGUGCGUGCGCGCGUGUGUGUGUGUGUGUGCGCUCAUGAGUGAACACGUCUUCUUAAAGGGGCCAUAUUGCCGUUAAAAUGUUGUUUAAUUUGUCACUGUUUCAUUGUAAAGUAGCUGCUAAAUUGUGGCAUUUUCUUUGAUAUGUUUAUUAUGAUGGUACAAAGUUUCCAAAAACAAAAACUACCUACUAAAUUCUCCACUCGCUGGCAAUAUUUGGUACUCCUUUUGUUUUCUACUUCACGACACAACUUAACAUUCAUCACAGGUGUAAGCAAUUUAAGAAAUCCCUUCAUUUUCAAUAACUUGUGUGUGCACAUGUGGAGUUCCUUGUGAGCGUGUGUGUGUGUGUGUGUGUGUGUGUGUGUGUGUGUGUGUGUGUGUGUGUGUGUGUGUGUGUGUGUGUGUGUGUGUGUGUGUGUGUGUGUGUGUGUGUGUGUGUGUGUGUGUGUGUGUGUGUGUGUGUGUGUGUGUGUGUGUGUGUGUGUGUGUGUGUGUGUGUGUGUGUGUGUGUGUGUGUGUGUGUGUGUGUGUGUGUGUGUGUGUGGAGCACGGGGGUAUUUUUCUGAAGAAAUUCUAUCAGUGGAGCUAUAUUUAUUUAAAACAUUGAUUGUGAAAGCCUAUUUAGCCCAGAUGAUAUUUGAAGGCAAACUGAAGUGGACAAUAUGGGACCUUUUUCAGCAUUUUUUAUGACUUAUUUGGGGUAAAGGGUUUACUACUUGAUUAUGUGUUAUUUAGUCACGACCUUCAAAGUUUGUUUUUUUUGCACGCUGUCACGGAAAUCUUCCAUGCGUCUCGAACUUUAAAACUUGAAUCCUCCCACCCCUA
Entelurus aequoreus (snake pipefish) is the source of this 2647-nucleotide messenger RNA. RefSeq lists its product as uncharacterized. The record is from RefSeq and is a predicted model, not a curated record. The transcript has 4 exons. Bases 535 to 1290 code for a protein of 251 amino acids. Lineage: Eukaryota; Metazoa; Chordata; Actinopteri; Syngnathiformes; Syngnathidae.